CCGAAUCUCUCCCCGUGAGUCGGGUCACGUGACCGCGCGCGGACGCUGCUGCCGCCGCGAUGGGCACGGCGCUGGACAUCAAGAUCAAGCGGGCCAACAAAGUCUACCACUGCGGGGAGGUUCUUUCUGGAGUCGUCGUCAUAACAAGUAAGGACACAGUCCAGCACCAAGGUAUCUCAUUAACAAUGGAAGGAUCAGUAAAUUUGCAGCUUAGUGCCAAAAGUGUGGGUGUGUUUGAAGCUUUCUAUAACUCUGUCAAGCCUAUUCAGAUUAUUAACAACACUGUUGAAAUGGUAAAACCAGGGAAACUUCCCAGUGGCAGGACAGAAAUCCCAUUUGAAUUUCCAUUGCAUAUGAAGGGGAACAAAGUCCUGUAUGAGACAUAUCAUGGUGUCUUUGUUAAUAUUCAGUAUACCCUGCGGUGUGAUAUGCGACGUUCUUUGCUGGCAAAGGACCUAACUAAGACUUGUGAAUUCAUUGUCCACUCACUGUCACAGAAAAGGAAACUGACAGCACGCCCAGUAGACUUCACAAUUACUCCUGAAACUUUGCAAAAUGUUAAAGAGAGAGCUUCACUUCCAAAAUUUCUCAUCAGAGGUCAUCUCAGUUCUACAAACUGUAUCAUCACCCAGCCACUGACAGGGGAGCUGGUAGUGGAGAAUGCAGAGGCAGCAGUCAAGAGUAUUGAGCUGCAGUUAGUGCGAGUGGAGACCUGUGGGUGUGCAGAGGGUUAUGCCAGAGAUGCCACAGAGAUACAGAACAUUCAGAUUGCUGAUGGGGAUGUCUGCAGGGGCCUACCAAUUCCUAUAUACAUGGUGUUUCCCAGGUUGUUCACCUGCCCCAACCUGGAAACAACAAACUUCAAAGUCGAGUUUGAAGUUAACAUUGUUGUCCUUCUGCAUGAUGAUCAUCUCAUCACAGAGAACUUCCCACUGAAGCUCUGCAGGAUGUAAAUAGCCAGAGGAGAAUCACUUCAGGACUUCCUGAAAAAGGACA
Messenger RNA from Dryobates pubescens (Downy woodpecker), 996 nucleotides. RefSeq names its product VPS26 endosomal protein sorting factor C (gene VPS26C). Bases 60 to 953 code for a protein of 297 amino acids. Gene Ontology annotation, biological process: intracellular protein transport. The transcript has 8 exons. The record is from RefSeq and is a predicted model, not a curated record. NCBI's taxonomy places the organism in Eukaryota, Metazoa, Chordata, Aves, Piciformes, Picidae. Gene Ontology annotation, cellular component: endosome.